Molecule: messenger RNA, 4881 nt
Organism: Prosopis cineraria
Lineage: Eukaryota; Viridiplantae; Streptophyta; Magnoliopsida; Fabales; Fabaceae
Product: ABC transporter C family member 10
Exons: 12
Coding region: 340-4782 (1480 amino acids)
Biological process (GO): transmembrane transport
Cellular component (GO): vacuolar membrane; plant-type vacuole
Molecular function (GO): ATP hydrolysis activity; ATP binding; ABC-type transporter activity
Source: RefSeq, a predicted model, not a curated record
UUUUAUAGCUGCACUUCUCGGCUUCUCGAUCGCUUCGUCUCAGUCUCUCUUCUCUUAUCCUUCUCUCUGAGUUCGCUGUAAACACAUCAUCAUGCUUUUUUAACUAGAGAAGCAAACUUUCGCAUCUAUUUAAAAGCCAUCUUUAGGCUUGGGUUCUUCUUCUGAAGACUUUUCAUAUCCGUACAUAAGAGAUUCUUCAACGGCUAUUUCGUGCUUGCGCUUGCUUUUAUGUUGAUCAUGAAGAGCAGAAGUUUACUGUAGCUAUAUCGUCUUCCUUGCGCUGUUCGAGACCUUAAUUUUUGACCAAGCUUUAAAAGUGAUUUUAGCUGGAGGAAGAAGAUGGAGUAUGUUUGGAGAAUCUUUUGUGAAGAAUCAAGUUGUUCAAAAAUGGGGGAGAAACAUUGUAGUUAUGAUUUUGAGCUUCUGAAAGAUCCUUCCACAUGCUUAAACCAUUUGAUGAUCAUUUGUCUUGACGUGUUAUUGUUGAUUUUGCUUUUAUUCACAGUAAUACUCAAGUCAUCAACAAAGACAUUUCAUGGUUCUAUCCAAGCGAAAAGGUUCUCAAAUUUGCAGGUAGCUUCUGCAAUAGUAAGCGGCAGUCUUGGGUUAGUUCAUUUGUGCUUAGGUGUUUGGGUUUUAGAGGAGAAAUUGAGGAAAACUCACACUGCUUUUCCUAUCCAUUGGUGGAUUCAAUAUUUUUCUCAAGGGAUCACAUGGUUGUGUGUAGGUUUGACAGUAAGUCUCAAGUUGAGGGAACUUCAAAAACCAUGGUCAAGAUUAGUGUCUAUUUUGAUCUUCUUAGUUUCUGGCAUUUUUUGUGUUAUCUCUAUUUUUUUUGUCAUUAGUGAUAGUGAAGUGACCCUUAAGGUAGCUUUAGAUGUUUUAUCUUUCCCAGGAGCAAUUUUGUUGCUCAUCUGCUCAUAUAAGGGACAUGCAUACAAUGAUCAGAAUAUCAGUGAAAGCCUUUAUGCUCCUUUGAAUGGUGAGUCUACUGAUAUUGAUAAAACUAGUUCUGCUAAUUAUGUGACCCCAUUUGCAAAAGCUGGAUUCUUUAGCAAAGGGUCAUUUUGGUGGUUGAAUCCAUUGAUGAAAAGGGGUAAGGAGAAACCUAUUCAAGAGGAAGAUAUCCCAAAAUUGCGAGAGGAAGAUCAAGCUAAAAGCUGUUAUUUGAUGUUUCUUGAUCAAUUGAAUAAACAAAAACAGAAAGAACCAUCAACACAACCAUCUGUCUUGUGGACAAUAAUUUUCUGCCUCUGGAAAGAUAUCUUGAUAUCUGGAUUGUUUGCAUUGCUUAAAGUACUCACUAUUUCAGCUGGUCCACUACUUCUAAAUUCCUUCAUAUUAGUUGCUGAGGGUAAAGAAAGUUUCGAGUAUGAAGGUUACAUAUUGGCCAUAACACUUUUCUUUACAAAGAUCUUGGAAUCAAUAUCUCAAAGGCAGUGGUACUUCCGAAGCAGAUUAAUUGGUUUACGAGUUAGAUCAUUACUUACUGCAGCCAUUUAUAAAAAGCAAUUGAAGCUAUCUAAUGCUUCAAAGUUGAUGCAUUCAAGUGGAGAGAUUAUGAAUUAUGUAACCGUUGAUGCUUAUAGAAUUGGGGAAUUCCCUUUUUGGUGUCACCAGACUUGGACAACGAGUGUUCAACUAUGUAUUGCACUAGUAAUUCUUUUUAACGCUGUGGGGCUAGCAACUAUUGCUUCCUUGGUGGUCAUAGUGCUCACUGUUCUUUGCAAUACUCCACUAGCAAAGCUACAACAUAAGUUUCAAACCAAACUUAUGGUAGCACAAGAUGAGAGAUUGAAGGCUAGUUCUGAGGCUCUUAUAAAUAUGAAAGUACUGAAACUCUAUGCAUGGGAAACCCAUUUUAAGAAUGCUAUCGUAAGAUUGAGGAAUGUUGAGCUCAAGUGGUUAACUUCUGUGCAGUUAAGAAGGGCAUACAAUACCUUUCUCUUUUGGUCUUCACCUGUUUUGGUCUCUGCUGCUUCUUUUGGGGCAUGUUACUUCCUGAAAGUUCCUUUACAUGCAAAUAAUGUUUUCACUUUUGUGGCAACUUUACGCCUUGUUCAAGAUCCAAUUAGAACCAUCCCAGAUGUUAUUGGGGUUGUCAUUCAAGCUAAAGUAGCAUUUGCUCGGAUCGUGAAAUUCCUCGAGGCACCAGAAUUGCAGAGUGUAAGUGUUAGAAAGAAGUGCUCAAGUGGCAGUCUUAAUGGUUCCAUUUACAUCAAGUCAGCUGACUUUUCAUGGGAAGAUAAUGAUUCAAAGCCCACUUUAAGAAACAUAAAUCUAGAGGUUAAACCCAGGCAAAAGGUGGCUAUUUGUGGAGAAGUUGGCUCUGGCAAAUCAACCUUAUUGGCUGCAAUUCUUGUAGAAGUUCCCAUUACUCAUGGAACUAUUGAAGUUCAUGGGAAGUUUGCUUAUGUUUCUCAAACAGCAUGGAUUCAAACAGGUACAUUAAGGGAAAAUAUACUGUUUGGAUCAGCCAUGGAUCCUCAAAGGUACCAAGAAACACUUGAAAGGUCAUCUUUAGUGAAGGAUCUUCAAUUGUUUCCCUAUGGUGAUCUCACAGAAAUUGGGGAAAGAGGGGUGAACCUUAGUGGAGGCCAAAAACAACGAAUUCAACUCGCACGUGCUCUUUAUCAGAAUGCUGAUAUAUAUCUGUUGGAUGAUCCUUUUAGUGCUGUUGAUGCGCAUACAGCCACAAAUUUGUUUAAUGAAUAUGUCAUGGAAGCACUUAGAGAAAAGACAGUCAUGCUUGUUACUCAUCAAGUUGACUUCCUUCCAGCAUUUGAUUCUAUUUUGCUAAUGUGUGAUGGGGUGAUUCAAGAAGCUGCUCCUUAUCAGCAUCUUCUAUCCUCAAGCCAAGAAUUCCAAGACCUCGUCAAUGCUCAUAAGGAGACUGCUGGAUCUGAGAGGCUGCCUGAUGUGACUUUUUCUCACACUCAUGUAAAUCCUACCAAGGAGAUUAACAAGUCAUUUUCAGAGCAGCAGCUUAAUGAUUCAAAAGUUGAUCAAUUAAUCAAGCAAGAAGAGAGAGAAAUCGGAGACUCGGGAUUAAAGCCUUACUUGCAGUAUAUGAAUCAAAACAAGGGCUAUUUGUACUUUUGUAUUGCUUCACUUAUGCACCUUGCAUUUGUGAUUGGUCAAGUACUACAGAACUCAUGGAUGGCUGCUAAUGUUGACAAUCCACAUGUUAGCACAUUAAGAUUGAUCUUGGUGUACUUGUUGAUCGGAGUUGUUUCAACUGCUUUCUUGCUAAUCAGAAGUAUGGGAAUGGUUGCAUUGGGCAUUCAAUCAUCAAAGUCUUUGUUUUCACAACUACUGAACUCUCUUUUUCGUGCGCCUAUGUCGUUCUAUGAUUCCACGCCUUUGGGAAGGAUACUUAGUAGGGUCUCUUCAGAUUUGAGCAUUAUUGAUUACGAUGUCCCCUUCAGCCUUAUGUUUGCAGUUGGAGCCACUACAAAUUGUUAUGCUAAUCUUACUGUUUUAGCAGUUGUUACUUGGCAAGUCUUGUUUGUCUCUAUACCAAUGAUUUAUAUUGCAAUUCGUCUACAGAGAUACUACUUUGCCUCUGCAAAAGAGUUGAUGCGAUUGAAUGGCACAACAAAAUCCUAUAUAGCUAAUCAUCUAUCAGAAUCUGUUGCUGGUGCUAUGACAAUAAGGGCUUUUGAGGAGGAAGAUCGCUUCUUUGCAAAGAAUCUUGAUUUAAUCGAUGUCAAUGCCUCUCCUUUCUUCCAUAAUUUUGCAGCAAAUGAGUGGUUGAUUCAACGUUUAGAAACAGUUAGUGCAGUUGUUCUUUUCUCAGCUGCACUAUGCAUGGUAGUACUUCCAUUUGGGACUUUCUCCUCUGGAUUUAUUGGCAUGGCCAUUUCUUAUGGCCUUUCAUUAAAUGCAUCCCUCGUAUUCUCAAUUCAAAACCAGUGCACCAUAGCAAACUAUAUAAUAUCAGUAGAGAGGUUGAAUCAAUACAUGCAUGUACCAAGUGAAGCUCCAGAAGUCAUUGAAGGAAAUCGCCCUCCAGUGAAUUGGCCAACAGUGGGAAAAGUAGAAAUAGAUAAUUUGCAGAUAAGAUAUAGGCAUGAUGCACCUCUUGUACUCCGAGGGAUCACAUGCACAUUUGAAGGAGGACACAAGAUUGGCAUUGUUGGCAGGACUGGUAGUGGAAAGUCCACUCUCAUUGGUGCUUUGUUUCGUCUUGUGGAGCCAGCUGGCGGAAAGAUUAUUGUUGACAACAUAAAUAUCUAUUCUAUUGGACUCCAUGAUUUAAGAUCACGUUUUGGUGUCAUACCACAAGAUCCCACACUUUUUAAUGGCACAGUUAGAUAUAACUUGGACCCUUUGUCUCAGCAUUCUGAUCAAGAGAUAUGGGAGGUUCUUGGAAAGUGUCAAUUGCGAGAGGCAGUUCAAGAGAAAAAAGGUGGCUUAGACUCUUCAGUUGUGGAAGAUGGAUCAAACUGGAGCAUGGGACAGAGGCAGCUUUUCUGUUUGGGACGUGCAAUUCUUAGGAGAAGUCGGAUUUUGGUGCUUGACGAAGCGACUGCAUCAAUUGAUAACGCUACUGAUUUGAUUUUGCAAAAAACUAUAAGGAGUGAGUUUGCAGAUUGCACUGUCAUCACUGUAGCUCACAGGAUUCCAACAGUGAUGGAUUGCACUAAAGUUCUAUCCAUUAGUGAUGGAAAGUUGGUGGAAUAUGAUGAGCCAAUGAAGUUAAUGAAGAGGGAAGACUCUUUGUUUGGGCAGCUUGUGAAGGAAUAUUGGUCUCAUCUUCAAUCUGCAGAAUCAUGUUAAUCUAUUGAACCAGAAGCCAUGUCCGAUAAGCUGCUUCUCCUUUCUUUUGUUUUUUUUUUCUUUUGGGAGUAAUAAGAAGAUUGUUUUUUGGGGGUACAA